Molecule: messenger RNA, 1118 nt
Organism: Caenorhabditis elegans
Lineage: Eukaryota; Metazoa; Nematoda; Chromadorea; Rhabditida; Rhabditidae
Gene: madf-6
Product: MADF domain-containing protein
Exons: 5
Coding region: 149-976 (275 amino acids)
Biological process (GO): regulation of DNA-templated transcription; DNA-templated transcription
Cellular component (GO): nucleus
Molecular function (GO): DNA binding
Source: RefSeq, marked reviewed
UUCUUAAACAAAUUUAAAGGCGCAUGCUCAAACAGAUUUUUGUGGUCCCGCCACGAAUUGGAUUUUUACGAAAUAAAUUCUUUUUUUUCAAGUUUCUCACAAAUAUCCUUGAUUUUCCCCAGUUUUUAUCGGGAAAAAGCGAAUAAUAAUGAGUUCUGGAGAUCAAAAAGUCAAGGAAAUGUUUAUUGAACAGGGACUCCACGUGGAUUGGCUCGUACGUGCUCACACCGUUAAUUCGAUUGAAGGACUUGUCUACUUGUCAGAGCAACGUCAUAAAUGGGCUGAAGCGGAUCAAAAAGUUAUUUUCAGAAUUUUACAGGACUACAAAAACUCGGACGGUGAGCUGCUCCCAGAGCACAAUCCAGCGGCUCCAAUAAAUCGAAAACGUGGCACACUCAAAACAGAGCUGGAAACAUUUUACGAUGUUCCGCAAGUCCGAACUCUGACCUGUGAGCUGCUGGAUAUGGUGAAAGAAGAGCCAUCGAUUUGGGAUAAGAUCAGAUGUGUCGAUUUUGGAUGUCAUCAGCGGAUGCGGCAGGCAUGGUGCAGUAUUUCGUUGAAGCUCGGCGGCUGGGGAGCCAUUCAGCACGUGCAUAUGUUGAAGCAGUUGUACAGGAAGAAGAGGGAUUUGUAUAAUGUCCAAUAUUUGAGAAGUGGCCGGGAGUUUGAAUAUUGCGAAAAACUGAGUUUUCUGAAAGAUGUACUGGAAAUGGCGAAAAACGAUCCGCUGGACAAGAACAUUCAACUCGACGAGCACCUAAAGACCGCCACUCCGAUUAUCGAUUUUGAUGCGGAACUUCUCGCGGCGCCCGCCGAAAUUCAACAAAUUUUGAGAGAAAUUUCCGAAAAAAUCGAUAAAGUGACAACAUCUCAAUCGCCAGGAUUUUUAGCCGAAUAUCUUGCCACGUGUUGCAAUGAAGUUGUUAAACAUCGCGAAACUCUUGCCACUGCCGGUCUUGGAGACGAUUUUAAUUGAUUUUUUGUUGUUUUUUUAUGCGAAUUUUUUGAACACUUUAAUACAAUUUUCUAGCAAUCGAUUUUUACACUUGGUUUUAUUGAUUUUUCUGAUUUUUACGGCGAAUAAAAUAAAUAUUGUUUUUGACAAAACAGAAUGAUCG